Messenger RNA from Vanrija pseudolonga, 1758 nucleotides. RefSeq lists its product as uncharacterized. The record is from RefSeq and is a predicted model, not a curated record. The coding region runs from base 1 to 1758 and encodes 585 amino acids. The transcript is spliced from 3 exons. NCBI's taxonomy places the organism in Eukaryota, Fungi, Basidiomycota, Tremellomycetes, Trichosporonales, Trichosporonaceae.
AUGUCAGGCUUCGACGUCUCAAGCUACCCCCACAUCCUCACCACCAUCCUCUCACAUGUCUCUUUCGACACGCUGCCGGCGCUCCGGGGCGUGAACAAGAGGAUUGGCAAGUGGGCCGAGUCACAGCUCUACAAGCACGUUGUCGUCCAGGUGUCGAAACAAGGCAGGAUUGACCUCCUCGACCCAUACCUCCACCGCCCCAUGGCCGGCCUGCGCUUCGCCCCCACGUUUGAUGACACGCAGCCGCCUAUCCGGGGCCAGCCUGCCCUUAUCCGCCUUAUCAGCCUGCACUGGCCCCCCGGCGACGAACACGCGCACAGGCCUACCCUCCGGCGUCUGGCGACCCACACGACCACAUUCGAUUUCAUUGGCCACUUCCACUUCCACUUCCUCCAGGGCCCGAAGGGCUGGGCCGACAUUCGUGACAUUGCCUCCGCCAAACGUGUGCGCUACAUCGACCCCAUCUGCCACAUGUUCAAGAAACCGCCGACGUGGUUUGGCAUCAUCCUCUCAUGUUCGACCCCAACACCAUGCUCGUCAACAUCUCCGAGCACCCCCACAUACUCGACGCCAUCCUCUCACACGUCUCAUGGUCCGCCCCCCCCGGCACUGCGCGCCACCAACAAGGAGCUGGCCAAAUUCGCCAAUGCGACGCUGUGGAACCACCUCGCCGUCGCCCCUCACGGCCCAGUGCUGGCCGUCACCGACCCGUACACGAGGCGCCGCGUCCCCGGGAUGCGGCUGGAGGGCGCACACACAGGCCCCACACUGCGCCUUAUCGCCCAACAGACGGCGACUGUCGACCUCGUCGGGCACGCGGACGCGCUGCACAAGCACCCCCUUUGGCUCCAUUUCCGCCGGCUCGCUGAGACGAAGCGUAUCCGCUGCACACAGGCAAUUAGUGACCUGCUGCUCCAGCCGACGGAGGUGGUGCUCCACUUCGACGUCGACGUGUCGCGCCUGUCCCCGACCACACAGCCCUCACCCCGUUUCAAGCGCCUGCUCGCCUUCGUCUCGAUCAACGACGCGCUCGUCGCCCCCCGCCUGCGCGCCCACGAGGCGGGGUUCAAGGCCGCCGCGUCCGUCCUGAGCCGCUCCGACGAGCUCGUGCUCGUGUUCGUCCCGGGCGCCCAGGAGCCCGACAUCGACUACUGGCGCCGCAAUUUGCAGCCGUCGCCCGUCAGCCACUUGCACUAUCGCGCGUUCGAACUCGUCCUCGGGAAGUCAAUCACCCCGUCGUUCGAGCUCGAGCGCUCGGCGACCUUCGUUGGGAUGGAGACCUCGAUCCACACCCGUCUCGUCGUCAAGAUGGACACCACCUCCUCCGAGGCGCAGCGGCUCGAGCAUCUCCGCCGCGAGAUGGACGCGUUGAUCCAACGUAGCAAGGACCGAUUGGGGCCAAGCGUUUACCCGGACGUAUACCCCGAGAUCAAGGUGCGCGUCGAAGCGCUGUCGACGUAUCCUCGCUCGGCGGGCUACAGCGACUACGAGUGGGCGGUCGUCAUGACCAAGCCGGGUGUCAAGCUCCCUUCCCUCCCUCGUGGCCAGUUGAGUGCUUCAAGAGCUGAGCCGGCACCGGGAGCAUCUAUCAGCGCCAUGUCGUGCAUGCCUCCACUGCUCGAUGUCUCGCACCGCGGCCUCAACUGCCCGCUGCUGCCAAGCACGACAAGCACGACGCGCCAAGCCGAGCCCCGCCGCCACGCCGCCACGCCGACACGCACUGCGGAUCGUCGGCCAACUCCGGCCAGCAGGGACUGA